Molecule: messenger RNA, 2863 nt
Organism: Diabrotica virgifera virgifera (western corn rootworm)
Lineage: Eukaryota; Metazoa; Arthropoda; Insecta; Coleoptera; Chrysomelidae
Product: annulin
Exons: 7
Coding region: 242-2521 (759 amino acids)
Biological process (GO): peptide cross-linking
Molecular function (GO): protein-glutamine gamma-glutamyltransferase activity
Source: RefSeq, a predicted model, not a curated record
UAUGAAUCGCGCUCAGACAGUCGGUUGUGUGAUUACAGACAAGUGCUUUUUGUUAUUCGCAUUUUUCGCGCGACUCGUGUAAAAAUAUUUGUAAUUAUUGAUAAAAUAGUUUACAAUGUCUUUCAUAAUUGAUAUUUAGUAAAAGUUGAAUGUUUGGAAAGUUUUUUCUAUUCCAAAUCUAAUAAUGAAGAAUUGGGAAUAAUUUUCGUAUUAUAUUUGUGUGUUACUGCCUAAAAAUACUAUGGGAAGGGUAAAUUUUGGUACAAGAUGUUGUCCAAAUCGUUUUUCUUUUUGGAGAGCCAAUUGGAAGCCCAAUGCCGAUUUGCAGCUGCAGCCCCUACCAAAACCUAAAGAGGCUAGUGAAAUCUACAACAACGUCCUAUCAGACGAACCAGCCCAACCAGACAUCUUAAUCAUAAGAAAUAUCGAUCCAUGUAUAAAACAUAAUGGCGCAUUCCAUCACACCUCCCGAUAUGAAGUUAUGGAACGGGAGUAUUAUCCCGAACUGGUGGUCCGAAGAGGACAGAGUUUUCAAUUAGAUAUCACCCUUAAUCGGCCAUAUGAUGAAAAGAGGGAUGGAGUUUCGUUCAUAUUAUUUCUAGAUGGUGAGGAAAGACUGUCCCAUGGAAAUGGUUCGUUAGUAGGGGUACCUUUAUUAAAGAAACCAAAUAAAAACCUUUCUUGGAAUGUUCUACUGGAGAAAAGUGAAGGUUGUGUAAUAACCAUACAAAUUACUACACCAGCUGAUGCCAUUGUUGGAAAAUGGAACUUAGAAGUGGAUACAAAACUAAUGGAUAAUGGAUCAUAUAGCUACAGCUGGGAAACAAAAAUCUACAUUUUAUUUAACCCUUGGUGUGUCCACGACCAGGUAUACUUAAAAUCAAGCGAGUGGAGAGAAGAAGCUGUUCUUAACGAUACUGGAUUAAUAUGGAGAGGAACGUACAACAGGUUGCGUCCAGUUAUUUGGAAAUAUGACCAGUUUGACAAAGAUAUUUUAGAUUGUUCCUUAUACUUAGUAAACGUAGUGGGAAAGGCUAAAGUUAGACAACGAGCUGAUCCUGUGAUGACCACUAGAGCUUUAGCCGCCGCAGUAAAUUCACCAGACGAUAACGGAGCAGUAAUGGGUAACUGGUCUACAGACCACAGUGGGGGAACACCUCCUACAAAAUGGAUAGGCAGCAAGGAGAUCUUACAGCAGUAUUAUAAGAAGAAAAAACCUGUUAAAUAUGGUCAGUGCUGGGUCUUUGCAGGAGUCCUGUCAACCGCUUGUCGAGCUCUUGGCAUACCUGCUAGAACCGUGACGAAUUACUCUUCAGCUCACGAUACCCAAAACUCCUUAACAGUGGACUAUUUCGUUGAUGAAAAUGGGUCUUUAAUGGAAGAAAUGGCAUCAGAUUCAGUAUGGAACUUUCAUGUUUGGAACGAAGUUUGGAUGGAUAGACCUGAUCUGGGUAGCCACUAUGGUGGCUGGCAAGCCAUUGAUGCCACGCCGCAGGAACUAAGUGAUGACCAGUAUAGAUGUGGACCUGCAUCUGUGAUAGCUGUUAAGCAAGGGGAAGUACUCAGACCCUACGACAGCACAUUCUUAUUUUCAGAAGUAAACGCGGAUAAGAUCUUCUGGAGAUAUUCUGGACCAACGCAACCACUGAAACUUCUGGACAAAGACACUUACGGUAUAGGAAAACUAAUCUGCACCAAAGCUCCAGGGGCCUUCGAUAGAGAAAACAUAACCUAUUCGUAUAAAUACGAGGAAAGCAGCGACGAGGAGAGAUCUACAAUGUUGAAGGCUCUGCGCCAAUCAGAAAAUUUAUUUUCUAGGUAUUACCUCAACGAGGAAUUCAACGAUAUACACUUUGACUUCAAGCUUAUUGACGAUAUCAAGAUUGGACAGCCGUUUAAUGUGCUACUCGACAUGAAGAACAGAAGUGCCACAAAUGAGUAUAAAGUAUCUGCUAAUAUUAGUGUGGAAGUAGUAACUUAUACAGGUAAAGUAGGAGAAAACGUUAAACAGAAGAAAUAUAACGUUGUUGUCAAGCCAAAAGAAAGCCAAGAAUUGAAGUUAUACGUUACUUACGAGGAUUAUGGAAGAAGAGUGAUAGAUCAGUGUGCGUUUAAUGUUGUAUGCUUAGCAAAAAUAGCAGAUACCAAUUUUGAGUAUAUUGCGCAAGAUGAUUUUAGGAUAAGGAAACCAGACAUUAAAAUCAAGUUAAAAACAACUCCAAUAGAAGAAACUGAAACAUAUGCUGAGAUUUCUGUAGAAAAUCCACUACCAAUGGCUUUAAAGAAGGGUGUCUUUACCAUAGAAGGACCUGGUAUAGAAGGGAAGCUUAAGGUGUAUGCCAAAGAAAGUGUGCCACCUGGAGGUCGUGCUAAAGGGGAGUUUAAGUUUACUCCUCCUCGGAUAGGAAGACAUACAAUAGCUGCCAAAUUUGUUUGUAAACAGAUGGACGAUGUAGAUGGUUUCCUUUCUAUAAUGGUCGAACCAAAGAAAGACGACAAUACCUUGGAUAAUAAUAUAUAAAUAUUUAAUUUGUUUGUAUGCAUAUACAGCGAGCAACUAAUGAAGUUCUUCUAGAUACAGCCAAUCAAUGAAUAAUAAGUCGUGGUUUUUAACGGCUUUACAUUAUAUAUUGAUAGAACUGAAAAUCAAAUAAAUACCUUAUUGAUGUAACUGGAGGUUAGAAUCGCUUCUAAAUUUUAAAUUCUUAACGCAUCAGUUCCCAGACCAUUCGAAAUUAAUAUGUCUCGCGUAACAAACAAGUGCCUUCCAUCUGCUAUCUGAACUGGCUAAAAGUGAGACGAUUAAUACAGUUGUUGUUAAUACUCCAAGAAGAUGAAACUAAUAAAAUUUAUCAAGCACAAA